Candida tropicalis MYA-3404 is the source of this 996-nucleotide messenger RNA. RefSeq lists its product as uncharacterized. The transcript has a single exon. Gene Ontology annotation, molecular function: oxidoreductase activity, acting on the CH-OH group of donors, NAD or NADP as acceptor. NCBI's taxonomy places the organism in Eukaryota, Fungi, Ascomycota, Pichiomycetes, Serinales, Debaryomycetaceae. Bases 1 to 996 code for a protein of 331 amino acids. The record is from RefSeq and is a predicted model, not a curated record.
AUGACAACAACUAUAUUUGUAGCAGGUGCAAGUGGUUAUAUUGGUAAACAUAUUGUGUAUCAAUUACUAGAAAAGGGUUAUCGAGUAAUUGGAUCGGUUCGUACUGAAGAAAAGGGUGAUAGACUCAAGACAUUGUUUGAAAAUGAUAACUUUAAUUAUGUUGUGGUCGAAGAAGCAGAAGCUAAGGGUGCAUUUGAUGAGGCAUUGAAGUCACAUCCAGAGACUGAAGUUUUUAUUGAUACUGCUAGUCCAUUACCGCUUGGUGUCAAUUAUGAAAAACAAUUGAUCAAACGUACUGCUAAUGGUGUCAAGAAUAUCUUAACAUCAAUUAAGGACCAUGGACCUAAUAUCAGAAGAGUGGUAUUAACAAGUUCCAUCGCCUCUUGUAUGAAUGAACAACAAAGCAAAGAUCCUAAUUUUAUUGUCGAUGAAACAAAAUGGAAUCCAGACAAGCAUAGCUCUGCCAAAGAAAAUCCGAAAACGGCUUAUUUUUAUGCCAAAGCAGCUGCUGAACACGAAGCUUGGGACUUUGUCAAAAAGAAACCUCCUUUCAGUUUGACAACAAUUCUUCCAGCUUAUACAUUUGGUCCUCAAUGUUUUGAUGAAGAUGUGUCUGAUCUUCUCGAAACUUCGGUUGAAAUUGUAACCAAGAUUUUUGAGUUGAACAAGAAUGAUCCUAUUCCUGAUGAAAAGGGGUUGUUUGUCGAUGUUAGGGAUGUUGCUUCUGCCCAUAUUCAAGCAUUUGAAAAGGAUGAAGCUCAAAAUAAACGUUUGAUGUUGGUUUCAGAAGAUUUUUCAGCACAAGAAAUUGUUGAUAUUUUGAAUCAAAUGUAUCCUGGGGCUCAAUUACCUACUGGUCAUCCUGGAGAUAAACCUAAUUACAAAUUUGACAACACUCAGACCCAAAAGAUUUUGGACUUACGUUGUCGCUCAUUACAAUCAAGUAUAAAAGAUGAUUAUGACCAAUAUUUAAGAACCCAUGGUAUCAUUUCAUAA